Closterium sp. NIES-67 is the source of this 1795-nucleotide messenger RNA. The record is from the annotation of a GenBank genome assembly. NCBI's taxonomy places the organism in Eukaryota, Viridiplantae, Streptophyta, Zygnematophyceae, Desmidiales, Closteriaceae.
GGGGAGAGGAGGAUGAGAUGGGGAGAGGAGGAUGAGAUGGGGAGAGGAGGAUGAGAUGUGGAGAGGAGGAUGAGAUGGGGAGAGGAGGAUGGGAUGGGGCAAGAAGGAUGGGAUGCGGAAGCAAGGAGGGCUGGAUGGGACAGGCGUUUGGGGAUGGGGAAGGGACAGUCGCUCGAGGGGAGAUCAAACCUGCACCUGCCCUGAGAUCAUUGCAGAAAAUGGGGAUGUGAAAUCAACCCUGCUGCUGACUGCAACCAGUGACUCGGCUCAACCCAGCAGACGAGUGAGGAUGGGAUGGGGAAAGGGAUAGAUGCAGAAGGGGAGAUUAGACCUGCACCUGCCCUGCGGGAGCUGCAGAAGAACGGGCUCCAGCAGCCCUGCCGCUGACUGCUGCUUCAGACUGACUCGGCUCAACCCAAGAGACAAGAGGGAGGAUGGGGUGGGGAAGGGAUGUUGGUGGAGAGGAGGUUGGAGCUGCUCCCCUGCCCUGCAAGCAUUGCCGGCAAAAAGGCCACACCAGACUAACUUGACUCAGCACAACGGGCAACACAGUUUGCCACAUCUGACUUGACGCAUCCGAAGAGGCACGCGGCUGUGACAAGAGCGGGUGAAAGGCGGAGGGCGCAUUGCCGCCAAACAGUGCACUGGCCCAUGUAAGUGCUCAGGUGGCCACAGCAGCAGCAGUGGGGCACGCAGGCAGACACACGUGACUAAUUCGACGCAUCCCAAGAGGCACACGGCUGCGACAGGAGCGGAUGAAAGGUGGAGAGCCCAUUGCCUUCCAGUGCACUGGCCCAUGUAGGUGCUCAGGCGGCCACAGGAGGCGUUGCUCGUUCCGUUCUGAGAUGUCUCAAAGGGGGAGGGCGGAGGGCCCAUUGCCUUCCAGUGCACUGGCCCAUGUAGGAAUUCGGGCAGUCACAGUAGCAGCAGUGGGGAAAGCAGGCAAGCAAGCAAGCAGGCAGCCACAACUCACUGACUCGAUGCAGCCCGACGGACAACAGACUGCAGCCGGUGCAUAGCCCGAGUGCACUCGAGCCCUUCUGUGGGAGUUUAGUUGGCCACAGCAGCAGCAGUGGUGCAACUAGCCUGGCACAGCAGCAGAAGCAAGACAUUUUGGCAGCCAGGAAUGCGAAGAUCGGAAGCAGUGGCAGCAGUUGAGUGAGUAUCUCGAUGGUCCUAGGCGGUUCUAGACAGUUCCAGACGGUUCUAGACAGUUUGAGUUGAGACUCCGGAACAUCCUUGCAUUCUUGUAUCGCCAUUCCCGUGCAUUCAAUCACCCCUCAUUCAGCACAGGUCAGCCCACCCACCACCCACCAUAUUCUUUGUGCAUCUUUGGGAUCUGCUCAAGGGUCACCUCAGUAGUCUGCCAGCUUCAGCGGGCGUCCAUUGGCAAUGACAGCUCAAACUCAAACAACAAUGACAGCUUCAGCUUCUCUCUAGGCGACGGUGCAUGAUUUGCGCUCGGGCUCAAGGUCUCGUCGGCAUCACCGAAGCGAAAUGGGUUAGAAGAGGGUUUAGCUAGGUAGGAGACAGAAGCGAGAGAAAGGGGUCGACUAGAGAAGAGAGAGAGCUACAAGAGAAGUGUUGUCCCCUCUACAGCAAGAACCAGUACCAGUAAAGCACCUACCUAGCCAACACACACAUAUAUAUAUAUAUAUAAAUAUAUAUAUAUAUAUGUAUACCUACCUAUAUGUUGACACACCCCCUAGGCUUGGUAGGCUCUACUCAAGCAAUAGGCCAGGGCAGCACUACUAAUCUGUCCACUGGUUUGAGUAGUAAGACAGUCUGAGCACAC